AUGUGGGGGCUCCUGCUGCUUGGGGCCCUGGCACUGGGGCUCAGCCCUGCUGGUGGCAUCUGCACCCCCGGCGUCUACAAGGAGACCCCUGAGGACAGGAAUGCAGGAGGGGCUGUUGGAGGCACGCAGAAGCCCUUUCCUGCAGCAGAGGCGACAGUCCAGCCCCUGCCCUUCCCACGCAGCUUCCCAGGCCGCCCCUGCCCCAACAACAGUGACACCCUGCUACUGCCCAACAGCUCACAGGCCCUGCUGCUGGGCUGGGUGUCCACGCGCCUGGUGCCCACGCUCUACACACUGGCUUUGGCGCUCGGGCUGCCGGCCAAUGGCCUGGCGCUGUGGGUGCUAGCCACAAGCGUGCCGCGCCUGCCCUCUACACUGCUGCUCAUGAACCUGGCGGCCGCCGACUUACUACUAGGCUUGGCGCUGCCGCUGCGCAUCGCCUACCACCUGCGUGGCCAGCGCUGGCCCUUCGGUGAAGCCGCCUGUCGCCUGGCCACAGUCACACUCUACGGCCACAUGUACUGCUCACUGCUGCUGCUGGCAGCUAUCGCCCUUGACCGCUACCUGGCGGUGGUGCACCCGCUGCGUGCCCGCUCCCUGCGCGGCCGGGCCCUGGCCACGGGGCUGUGCGCCGCCGCCUGGCUGGCUGCUGCCGCUCUGGCGCUGCCCUUGGCGCUGCAACGACAGACCUUCUGGCUGGGCGGCGCGGACGCGGGCCGCUUGCUGUGCCAUGACGUGCUGCCACUCGGCGCGCAGGUCUCGCACUGGCGACCCGCCUUCACCUGCCUGGCGUUGCUCGGCUGUUUCGUGCCGCUGCUGGCCAUGGCGCUGUGCUACGGAGCCACGCUGCGCGCUCUGGCAACCAGCGGCCGGCGCUACAGUCACGCAUGGCGCCUGGCGGCCCUGGUGCUGGUCUCCGCUCUGGCCUUUUUCGCGCCCAGCAACGUGUUGCUGCUACUGCACUACUCGGACCCGGCACCGCACGCCUGGGGCGACCUCUAUGCCGCCUACCUGCCCAGCCUGGCGCUCAGCACCCUCAACAGCUGCGUGGACCCCUUCGUCUACUACUACGUGUCCGCUGAGUUCCGGGAAAAGGUUGGCAGGGCUCUCUGCCGCCUGGCGCCUAGAAACGCUGCCACGGCCUCCAAGGCCUCAGGGGAUGAGGGCGGCACAGGGACCGGCACCCGCUCUACCUCGCUGGUAUGA
Orycteropus afer afer is the source of this 1206-nucleotide messenger RNA. The record is from RefSeq and is a predicted model, not a curated record. Lineage: Eukaryota; Metazoa; Chordata; Mammalia; Tubulidentata; Orycteropodidae.